This is a messenger RNA of Erpetoichthys calabaricus (reedfish), 7178 nucleotides long. RefSeq names its product dedicator of cytokinesis 8 (gene dock8). Gene Ontology annotation, molecular function: guanyl-nucleotide exchange factor activity; protein binding. Lineage: Eukaryota; Metazoa; Chordata; Cladistia; Polypteriformes; Polypteridae. Gene Ontology annotation, cellular component: cell leading edge. The record is from RefSeq and is a predicted model, not a curated record. Gene Ontology annotation, biological process: positive regulation of T cell migration; positive regulation of GTPase activity; positive regulation of establishment of T cell polarity.
AGUUAUAUGAAGCAGUGGAACCACUGGACUUUGAAGAAUUCCUGAUGACUCAGUUGAGCAGUGCAGAUUCAGAGUUUAUGCAAGAACUUGGAGACUUCCCUGAAGAUGACUUGCCAAUUGAGCUUGUUUCAAGAGAAUGCAGAACAGUGCGACCAUCUGUACCAGAAGAAGGAGAGGAGCUUGAUGCUCAUGUUAGAGACUGUGUGCGGUCAUACACUGAACCCUGGCUAGUUGUAAGCCGAAGGUAUCAGGGUGAUGUAGGCAGCAUAUAUUCAGAGCGACAAAACCUUCACAGAACUCUGCAGAAGCAGAUUUUUGAAUCUGAUGAGUUGCCCGAUUCCAGCAAUCUCCCAAACAAAUCAAGAAAAAUUUCUGUGUGUUCUGAUGACUUGGGACGAGCAACCCUCACAUCUUUGGAUUUUGAUCUGCGUGGCCUGCAACCAGACAGCCGUAUUGAAAACCUAUUGCAGUUCAGCAGUCUAGAAGAGCUUGAACGGCAAAAUGACUUGGCCCGGAGGAGUAACCGCCACCAGGAGCUAUUUGCACUUUGCCCCCCUGCUGACGAAGAGGAUGCUGUGGAAAUACGGCCAAUUCCAGACUGUCCAAAAGAACACACAGGCUUCAGAAUUCAUAUCAAAUGUCAAGUUGUAAAGUUUGACAUUGAAAUAGAGCCAUUGUUUAUAACCCUGGCCUUGUAUGACUUAAAAGAAAAGAAGAAGAUUUCUGAAAAUUUUUACUGUGACCUGAACUCUGAUCAGUUUAAAGGAUUCCUUCGCUCUCAUGUACCAUCUAUUGCCCCUUCCAGCCUUGCUAAAUCUGCUAUUUUUUCCAUUACAUACCCAUCUCCUGAUAUUUAUCUUGUCAUCAAGAUUGAAAAAGUUCUUCAGCAAGGAGAGAUUAGUGAUUGUGUAGAACCCUACAUGACACUGAGUGAGGUAGCCAAGAACAAAGACAAGCUUGAAAAAUUAAAACAUCAAGCUGAAAUAUUUUGUCAGAGACUUGGAACAUAUCGAAUGCCAGUAGCUUGGUCUAGUGUUAAUAUUAUGAAUGUAAUAACAACUGCCACUAUUGACAGAGACAUUGCUGACAUAGAUGGCAUAAAUGGUAAAAUCACUGGGGAUAAAAAAACCUUAGGACCAAGUAGAAAGAAUUCUGAAAAAGUGAAUCCUUUUGAUGACCAGUAUAAUUUAACAGGGUUCAAACCAGCAACUCUUACCAUUAACAGUUUCUGUAAACAGGAGGGAGACAGAUUAAGUGAUGAAGAUUUAUUCAAAAAUUUAGCAGAUUUAAGGACUUCAUUACAGAGAAGAGUGAAAGUCAUUCCAGGAACUAUCAAGUUGGAUAUUGUAGCAGUUCCAGAAACCGUCCCUGGAUGUCUAAAUCCUGAACUGAUUCCUGUGAAGCCAGUGCCAGAGAAAUUUGUUCGACCCAUCAAGGAGAUCCUAGAGUUUCCUUCCCGAGAAGUCUAUGUUCCAUAUACAACAUAUAGAAACCUGCUCUAUGUAUACCCACAGAGGAUAACUUUCCCAAAUCGUCUGGCGUCCUUGAGAAAUAUCACCAUCAAAAUACAAUUCAUGAAUGGAGAGGAUGAGAGCAACGCACUUCCAUUAUUUUUGGCAAGUCGAGUGGGUCCAGAGUUUGUUCAAGAAGUGUGUACCCCUGGUUACAUAUCACAAUAUGAAGAAAUAAAGAUUCAGCUUCCAGCAAAGCUUACUGAGAAACAUCAUAUCCUUUUUACCUUUUAUCACAUUAGUUGUCAACUCAAACAAAACCAAGGAUCAAAUGUGGAAACCUUAAUUGGGAUACACACACUUAAGAGCGGCUUACUGAGAUACAUGCGUCUUUUGAACAGGGCAGGAUGUGAACAUGUGUUCGUUGGCUACAUGUUUGGUUUCCAGUUUUUCUUAAUGAAACGUCUGCAAACUGGACAAUACUGCUUACCAGUUGCCUUGGACAGACUGCCUAGCAGCUACUAUAUUCAUUCACCAGAGAAAGUCCCUCCUCAGGUCCCUCCAAUAAAAUGGUUAGAAGGUCAUAAAGGUGUCUUCAAUUUAGAAAUUCAGACUGUAUCGUCUUUACAUACCCAGGAUAACCACUUAGAAAGGUUCUUCACUCUUUGCCAUGCUUUGGAAGGUCGUGUUACCUUCCCUAUCCGAGUAAUGGAGGACAAAAUUCCAGAAAGCAAACUGGAGCAUGAGCUUAAGCUUAGUAUCAUUUCACUGUCAUCCUCGAGACUGGAGCCUCUGGUCCAUUUUCUGCAUCAAGUGUUAGAUAAACUCUUUCAUCUUAUUGUGCAGCCGAUGGUAAUAGCAGGGCCCACAGCCAAUUUUGCUCAGAUCGCCUUUGAGUCUGUUGUUUCAAUAGUCAAUAGUCUACACAACAGUCAAGACCUUUCUAAGGAUCAGCAUGGGAGGAACUGUUUAUUAGCAUCAUAUGUCUACUAUGUGUUUCAGCUGCCUGAUACACAGAAAGAAGUUUUGAGUACAGGCGCUGGAACUGUUCCACCAGAAAUGAGGUAUCACACUGUUGGCCGCUCCAGUGCUUGUUCUGUUGGAACCCGGCUUUUUCAGUCUCGUGUCCUGAGUAGCAGUAACCCCGACGUCUCUGCUGUCCCAGCAACAGCCGAUGAAGAAGUUAAGAACAUCAUGUCAUUGAAGGGCACGAAUAUUGCAAACAACAGAAUGUCUUCUUAUAUAGAAGUUUCAAACUACUUUCACACUCAUGGUGGAAGUUCAAGAUCUACAAACAAAAAGCAAUUUCAUGAGGAGUUAGCGCUACAGAUGGUUGUCAGCACUGGAGUAUGCAGAGAAAAUGUGUACAAAUAUGCCUGGUUCUUUUUUGAACUCUUGAUUAAAAGCAUGGCCCAGUAUGUCCACCAGAUGGAAAAACCAGAUGUGCCUCGUAAAAACCGCUUUUCUGAUAGAUUUAAAGAUGAUAUCUCCACUAUUGUGAAUGUAGUAACAUUAGAGAUGGGAACAAUCUUAACAAAACAGCAAAAGGAAAUUGAGCAAGCUGAAAAGAUCAACAUCAGCCUGGCUUUUUUUUUGUAUGACCUGCUGUCUCUCAUGGACCGGGGUUUUAUCUUCCACCUAGUCAGAAACUACUACAACCAGCUCCCAUCCAAGUUAACGUCUUUACCCACCUUGAUUUCUAUGAGACUGGAGUUCUUGAGGAUACUAUGCAGUCAUGAACAUUAUUUGAAUCUCAGUUUGUUUUUUGUGACUCCCAAUUCUGCCCCUGCUUCACCAUGCCCAUCUAUAUCAUCGCAGAACUCAAGCUCAUGUUCUAGCUUUCAAGAUCAGAAAAUUGCCGGAAUGUUUGACCUCUCACAAGAAUACAAGCAGCAGCAUUUCUUGACGGGACUACUUUUCACAGAACUCAAUGCAGCACUGGAGUCAGUGGAAGCAGAGGGAAUUGCCAAAGUUCAGAAGAAGGCUAUAAAUGCCGCUCACAGCUUACUUUGUUCCCAUGACCUUGACCCACGAUGCAAUCGACCAGAGGUUCGCUCUAGAAUAGCAGCCCUCUAUCUUCCUCUGGUUGGGAUUAUUCUGGAUAAUCUGAACUACUUAGAUUUCACAGUUGCAGACACCCGGGGUGGCAAAGGGAAGUCAGGCAGUCCAGAAGAGGAACCCGAAGCUAUAACUCCUAUCAAUCAGUCUGUUGCUAUGGCAAUUGCUGGGAAUCCAUUUAAUCCACUUUCAAAGGUGGCUGUUACUUCAGCACAGUCUGGAAAGUCCAGUGGCUUGCUGUCAGUUGAAACAAGCCAAAAUCUAUUGAUUUGCUUUUUGUGGAUAAUGAAGAAUGCUGACCAAAACUUGAUUCAGAAGUGGACUGCAGACCUGCCGUCUUCUCACUUAAACAAGCUUUUGGAACUGCUUUAUAUCUGUGUCUCAUGCUUUGAAUAUAAGGGGAAGCAAAGCUCUGAUAAAGUGAGUACUCUGGCUCUACAGAAAUCGCAGCAAGCAAAAGCACGGCUGGAGGAGGCUCUGCUUGGGGGAAUGGGCGCCAGAGGAGAGAUGAUGAAACGUAGCCGAGCUUUAACAGGGAAUGAGAGGUUUCAGGGAAUGAAUGAAAACCUUAGAUGGCGGAAAGAUCUAACACAAUGGAGGCAAACCAAUGAUCGGCAAGAUAAAACAAAGGCAGAACUUGAUCAAGAAGCAGUUAUAAGUGGAAAUCUGGCAACUGAAGCAUAUAUGAUUGUUCUGGAUUUGCUAGAAAUCAUUAUUCAGAGUAUGUCAGCCUCAGACAGCAAAGACAGUGUUUUAGGAGGAAUUAUGAGAGUCCUGCUUCAUGCGCUCAGCUGCAACCCAAGUAAUGUGUUUCUAGCACACUGUUUUAGCACAUUCAGAGCUCUGAUCAUCAAGUUUGGAGACUUGCUGCUAGAAGAGGAAGCUGAGCAGUGUGCUGACCUCAGCCAGAAGGUUCUUCAGUAUUGCAGCAGCUGCAUCGACAGCAAUCGAAGUCAAGCUUGUGCUACCUUGUAUCUCAUCAUGAGAUGUAGCCAGUCCUCAGCCAGUAAUUUUGCAAGGGUAAAAAUGCAGAUUACAAUGUCUCUCGCAUCACUUGUGGGCAAAUCAUCAGAUUUCCAUGAAGAGUACCUUAGGAAGUCUUUACGAACCAUAAUUGCCUAUGCAGAAGCAGAUGUGGAGAUGCAGUCAACACAGUUCCCUUCUCAGGUUGAUGACAUGCUAAACAACCUGAACAGUAUCUUGUCUGACACAGUGAAAAUGAGGGAAUUCCAGGAAGAUCCAGAGAUGCUAAUGGACCUCAUGUACAGAAUUGCCAAAGGGUAUCAGACAUCUCCAGAUCUUCGCCUCACCUGGCUGCAGAAUAUGGCAGAGAAACAUACAAAAAGGAAGUGCUAUACGGAGGCAGCCAUGUGUUUGGUUCAUGCAAGUGCACUUGUUGCUGAAUAUCUAAGCAUGCUGGAGGAUCACAACUAUCUGCCUGUGGGUAGUGUCAGCUUUCAGAAUGUCUCCUCUAAUGUGUUGGAAGAAUCAGCAGUUUCAGAUGACAUUCUGUCCCCUGAUGAAGACGGCAUUUGUAGUGGGAGGUACUUCACUGAAAAUGGCCUGGUGGGGCUGCUUGAGCAAGCAGCUGAACUGUUCAGCACUGCUGGACUCUAUGAGACUGUAAAUGAAGUGUACAAAAUUGUCAUCCCUAUAUUGGAAGCUCACAGAGAUUUCCGUAAGCUGUGUGUCACUCAUGAUAAACUACAUAAAGCCUUUGACAGUAUCAUAAAAAAGGGUCACAAGAGAAUGUUUGGUACCUACUUUCGUGUUGGAUUCUAUGGAUCUAAGUUUGGAGGUCUAGAUGAACAAGAAUUUAUUUAUAAGGAGCCUGCUUUUACAAAACUGCCAGAAAUAUCACAUAGAUUAGAGGGAUUUUAUGGCCAGUGUUUUGGGCAAGAGGCAGUAGAGGUGAUAAAAGAUUCUACACCUGUUGACAAGUCCAAGCUGGAUCCUAAUAAGGCAUAUAUACAGAUCACAUUCGUGGAGCCAUUUUUUGAUGAGUAUGAAAUGAAAGAUCGAUUGACUUAUUUUGAGAAGAACUUCAAUUUGCGAAGGUUUAUGUACACCACUCCAUUUACAAAAAGUGGCCGUCCUCGAGGAGAACUCAGUGAACAGUACAAGCGAAAGACCAUCCUAACAACCAUGCAUGCAUUCCCCUACAUCAAGACAAGAAUUAAUGUGAUUCAGAAGGAAGAGUUUGACCUUACCCCAAUUGAAGUUGCUAUUGAAGACAUGCAGAAGAAAACUUUGGAACUGGCAGUGGCCACACAUCAAGACCCAAUUGAUGCUAAGAUGCUGCAAAUGGUUCUGCAAGGAUCUGUAGGAGCAACUGUUAAUCAGGGACCUCUUGAGGUAGCUCAGGUGUUUUUGAAUGCAAUUCCAGAAGAUCCAAAACUUUUUAGACAUCAUAACAAACUCCGGCUGUGCUUUAAAGAAUUUAUUAUGAGAUGUGGAGAAGCUGUAGAGAAAAAUAAGCACUUGAUCACGGCUGAUCAGAAAGAAUAUCAACAAGAGCUGAAGAAAAAUUAUGGAAAAUUAAAAGAGAAUCUAAGGCCAAUGAUUGAGAGAAAGAUUCCCGAUCUAUACAAACCUAUAGUGAAACCUCGUCUUGAAACAAGGGACUCCUUUAAAAGGCAAAGUUUCAGAAGACCUGCAGAUGAAAAUUCAUGAGACCCCCAAAUGGACCCCAAGAGUUUACUGGAACGGGGGAGUUGUUUGAAGCAGUAUUGUUGGAGACCUGUGAUCUGUUCUUUACCUGCUGAAGAUGGCACCCUUGACACCAGAGGCAAUUCUACUGAAAGUUAAAUUGAUUAAGGGUCUUCUUCCAUAAAACGUGUAACUGCAUAGAAGCCUAAGAGAGACAUUUGAGCUCUUUGUAAAUGAAAUGUGUGAUAGUGGCAUUGUGAUCAUAGAAAUGUACCAGUACUUGCUUUCACAUUUCAGUCAACUGAAGAUUGUUGUUUGAUACCUACUGUUAGUUUUCUUGCUGUAUUUGAGCCAACUACAUCUCAAGUCAGUGUCAGAGAUGUGCUUGUAAUUAGUUUUGUUGUAAAGUAUGAUAAUGUAAUGACUGAAAUAUUGAAUAAUUUGAACCCAUGCAGCAAUCUGCCUUCAGUUAUCAGAGGUACAGUACUUUAGAGUUUACAUGAACUCGCAUUCUCAGAUAUUUUCCCUAAUUUAAUUUGAUUUUGCAGUACAUUAAUUAUUUAAGUAUUACAUUAAUUACAUUUUUUAAUGUUUGAAUCCUUUAAGGAAUAUGUUGAAAUGUGAUUAUUACAAGUAAAUAUCAAUAACUUCCAAUGACCCACUCCAGUUUCACUUUAAAACAGACAAUGUUGUGCAUUUCCUUCCUAAAUAAACCAAGAUUAGCCCAACUGUAAUUCAGGACUUUGGUUUAAGUGAAUUCUUAGGUGUGCCUUAAAUGUACAACUCAUUUUUAUUUUAACAAAACUGAUCUUUAAAUACAUUUCUAUAGUCUGUUACAACAGUAAGUACUGCUUAAAUAUAACUUAAGACUGUACAUUUCAUUUCAAAAUGUUAAUAAAAAGAAAAAAGAAGUUGCCUACACAAUGCACAUUAUUAAGAAAAUAUAUGUAUAAAUGUUGGAUUAUUUUUGUUCAUGUUGGCAAAGUCAUAGUUUUAAUAAAAUAUUGUACACAAAUGCCA